UACAUUGCCUUUUUUCCCCUAUCCACCUUCUAUCAGAAGUCCAAGAAAACCCAAACAGAGAGUUUGAGAAAGAGGUAGGGCGUGUGUUGUCUUACAGAAAAUGGCAGCAAUUUGUUUCACAAAGCUUCCAAAUCCAUCAUCGACAACAGCCCAACAAGCGCUCAAUCGUCAACGGCACCACCACAUAACACAACCCAAUUCUCUAAUAGUACCUCCUCACUCUCUUAAUUCCUUCACUUCAUUACCAUUUUCACGCAAAAUCUUAACCACCCGCUUGUCCACCCACCUCCCCAUCUCCGCCACUGUCCUCUCCAGCCUCCCUACUGCGAAGCCAGAGAGAUUUGGUUCUUCCGGUGAGAAAGUUCCCAAGUGGUCAUGGAAGGCUAUAAAGGCAUUUACUAUGGCUGAAUUGGAAGCUAGGAAGCUCAAGUUUGCAACUACUGGCACUGAGGCUCUUCUUUUGGGUAUCUUGAUUGAAGGGACUAGUGUAGCUGCGAAAUACCUGUGGGCAAAUGGAAUCACUGUUUUCAAAGUACGUGAAGAAACUAUCAAGGUGCUUGGCAAGGCUGACAUGUACUAUUUCCCUCCUGAGAGGCCUCCCUUGACUGAUGAUGCUCAAAAGGUCCUCGAUUGGGCUCUUGAUCAUAAACUAAAAUCUGGUGAUAGUGGUGGGGAAGUUACAACAAGUGAUCUGCUUCUAGGCAUUUGGUCAGAGGUGGAAUGCCCCGGCCACAAGAUACUGGCUGUCCUUGGCUUUAAUGAUGAGAAAGCUAAAGAACUGGAGGCUUCAAGUUCUGGACCUGGGUUUAUAGAUGGAUGAUACCUUCAAUGUUCAUGAUGUCCAUCGAUGCAAUUUUUGUAACUGGACAUGGCAGUUUGAGCCUUUUGACUGAAAUUGAAAACCCCAUAAUUUAUGGAUAUGCACAAAAGAGUCGUUUCAGUAACUAACAAAAGUUGGCAUCUUAUCCUUAGUGAGCUUUGCAAGUUGUAUUUUGCACAGAUAUGUUCAUUGAAUGUUGGAAACAAGGAGUUCUUUUGUAUUGAA
Messenger RNA from Populus nigra (black poplar), 1045 nucleotides. Its product is annotated as ATP-dependent Clp protease ATP-binding subunit CLPT2, chloroplastic-like. NCBI's taxonomy places the organism in Eukaryota, Viridiplantae, Streptophyta, Magnoliopsida, Malpighiales, Salicaceae. The record is from RefSeq and is a predicted model, not a curated record. The coding region runs from base 101 to 820 and encodes 239 amino acids. The transcript is spliced from 5 exons.